Suhomyces tanzawaensis NRRL Y-17324 is the source of this 2190-nucleotide messenger RNA. It is a transcript of the gene RIM8, whose product is annotated as Rim8p. Lineage: Eukaryota; Fungi; Ascomycota; Pichiomycetes; Serinales; Debaryomycetaceae. The record is from RefSeq and is a predicted model, not a curated record. Gene Ontology annotation, molecular function: ubiquitin protein ligase binding; protein-macromolecule adaptor activity. Gene Ontology annotation, cellular component: plasma membrane; cytosol; cytoplasm. The transcript has 3 exons. Gene Ontology annotation, biological process: ubiquitin-dependent endocytosis. The annotation marks the transcript as partial.
UCCAACCUCAAAAUCGACUUCCACUCGGUGGACGAGUUCUACAUCCUGCUCGACGACCCCCACAAGCCGUGGUUACCUGGAGAAGAAGUGUCGGGCCAGAUCAUUCUCAUCUCCAACAAGAACCUCGCCAACAUCGUCAUCACGCUCUCGUUGAUCGGACACGUAAAGAUCAACGCCUCGUCGCACUCCAAAUUGCGUCCCAUCAAGUACUGCUUGUUCAACCACACCAUCAAGAUCUACGGUGACUCACCGCUGGCUGCGUCGGAAAAUGACUUCGCCAAUGGCUUGUUCAAGGGCGAGCACCGCUUCCCGUUCAUCGUCAAGCUCCCCAACAAGCGCAUCUUCACCUCCAUCGAUUUUGGCAAAGGCUCCAUCGCAUACCUCUUGCGAGCGUCCAUCGGCAACUUGAGCUCCUACGCCAGCCCUGUGCCUGCUGCGUCGCCCAACCACGGUCUUGCAGCGGCCAUUUCCAAUUCGCCGUCUACCCAUUCGUCCCCCAUCGACUCCAAUAGCCCCUCCAGUACCACCAGCCACAUGUUCUCCAAGAACAGAAGCCUUAAGGUGCUCAACAACCCAAUCUACACUGCGGAAAAAAUCAUCAACCUCAUUAGCCCCAUCAACGUGGCGACGUUGCCUCCGCCAAAGCCCAAAAGACUCAUCAUCAAGGACCCACGGAACAGCAGAAGGCUCUCGCGAACCCAGUCGUCCACCUCCACCAUCAACACCAUAAACACUGUCAACAGUUAUAGCACCUACUCCUCCAACAACUCGGAGGAAGCAGGAAUAACGGCCCAGCCGUCCAUGCCCAAUGGUGUCAAACGUGUCAAUUCUGCAGGAACUGUGGCCACUACCAACGCAUCUGCGCAAGUGCCGCUGCCUGCGCAGGAAGCACUCAAGUCCGACAACAUCAAGGUGUCGUUGGAAAUAGCGCAACGAGGGUUCAUCCGAGGCGAGUUGAUUCCCAUAAAAAUCUCCAUCAACCACCUCAAAAAGGUCCAGGAUGUCAAUGGCAUAAUCGUCACUUUUGUGCGUGUUUGCAGGCUUGACAAGCCUGACGGCACAUUUGAGUCGUUCCGGAAAGACUUACAGCAGCUGAUUAUUCCACUCUACGUGGAUCCGGUCACCUUUAAGUCCGAGAUCAACAGCAGCGUCAGAGUACCUGCGGAUGCGUUUCCGACUAUCGUAGGAUGCCCUUUGGUGUCGUUCCAGUACUUCAUCGAGGUGUUGAUCAAUUUGUCGGGUAAAUCGUUGACCUUGGAUGACGAGAACAUGCAUCCUCCGCACCAUAGAUCAUCGUUUGACGACGUGGAAAACCACUCGGGUUCACAAUCGGAUAUCUUGGGAUCUGGAACCGACUCUUACAAGUUUAAUUUCAACUUCAACUCAACGGUAUCGACCUUGCAGCACCAGAAGGAGCGAUCAGGCUUCGUCAAUACAGACAAGUUCAAAAGACUGAAGAAAUUUCUUCAGUUGACCACAGAGAUUAUUAUUGGCACCCACAGAGGUUCGCCUGCCACUGUGAGUCAGACAAGCUCGUCUCCUCGUCCAGGGCCACCGGUCUCUGCUCAAUCUCCCGACCAGAAUUACUCCGCGGGCUCUGCAAUCACGGGUGUGGCGCCUGCUCCAAGUCCCAGCUACAUUGGAGCCAUUCCCGAGUCCAUUGAGAUGAACAACUUCCACACUCCUCCGUACUUCGAGAGCCACCAAAACCACACCAGCACUGCCAACUCCAGCUCCAUUCCCAACUAUGACGAAUUGGCAUAUAUCAGCAGUUCUGGAGGUGCUGUGAUAGAUCCUCCAGCCACGGCUCCAGGAUCCUUGUCUGAAAAGGAGCGCAUGAAGCUCCAUGAGUCCAGCUUGUUACCCUCAGUGCCUCCUGAGUUCGACGAUGGUGAGGACAACGGUUCAGUCCUGUCUCCGACCGUCAGCGUAGGCGAGGGAACGCCCAACGAAGCAGUCGAGGCUAGCCACCAGUUCCAAUUCUUCACCUUCCAGAGCCCCCUCAACACCAUCUCGGAGGCUGACCAUCCCCAGCCCAACGACAGUGACGAUGAUCUCUAUCGUGACCCCACCACCACUGCGAGCGACGACCAGUACAGUGCUAUCGACUUCGUUCCCAAGUACGAAACGGUUAACAACGACAAACUCAUUGCUGAGGGCGCCAACGUGGGUACUGGUACCCACGAAAGC